This is a messenger RNA of Oncorhynchus keta (chum salmon), 1082 nucleotides long. RefSeq names its product putative nuclease HARBI1. The record is from RefSeq and is a predicted model, not a curated record. The transcript has 3 exons. Bases 564 to 1082 code for a protein of 172 amino acids. NCBI's taxonomy places the organism in Eukaryota, Metazoa, Chordata, Actinopteri, Salmoniformes, Salmonidae.
UGUGAAAGUACUAUUUACUCUACAAUGGUGAGGAGUCCUCAUCAAAAUCAAAAAAUCUCAUUUCUUUUACAGGACCCAGAUGCUAUACAGUGGGAAAACCAGCCUGGCAACAUAGUGCGUAUUAAUAAAAGGACACCACAUCCUGCCAAAUUCCAGCUGCGCUAAUUGUAUUGUGUUCACAGAGCUCACAAGCUAUCAGAAAGUUGUAUGGCAACCACCUCCGGCGCCAAAUAGAACUGGCAGACAUAGACAUUCAGUACAAGAAGAAAAAGAUGGAAAAUCUUGCACUGGAGUCCGAAAUAAAAAAGAGGACAAUUAGGAAACUGGACCUUGAAAUAAAAAAACUUGAGAGGGAGCUCCAAGAAGAUGACACAGCUCAAAUAAAAAUUAGGUAUAUUCUCGUCAAGUGAGCCAUGACAUAUGAGCUCUUAUUGUGAGCACACAGGACGGUGGCAUCUUUCUAAGGUUUUUAUUUUCCCAGCAAUCAGUACAACCAAGUCAUCGUUAUAAGGCAUCGCCCUCUUUUGCCCACCCCCCAGCACCAGGUGUGGCCACUAGCCUAUAUGAAGGCCCAAAAUUGUGUGUUCCUUUCUGCUCUGACAAUGGCAUGCCCAUUCGUGCGAGAUGUGGUGGAUGAAGAAGCACUUGUGCUGAGGAGAGCCUUCAGGCGAGAAAGGGUCUUCAGGGACCGGUUGGACCCACUGGCCUUCCCUGACGACCAUCUAUAUGAAAGAUACCUGAUGCCAUCUGCAGAAAACCUGUAUCUAUGCAGACUACUGGGUCCCAGGAUUAAGCACCGCACUGCACGGAGCCAUGCACUGAGUGUGGAGCAAAUGGUUUGUGUGGCCUUGCGCUUUUUUGCUAGUGGAGCCUUCCUGUACUCAGUGGGGGAUGCAGAACAGCUGAACAAGGCCACAAUUUGCCGCACAAUAAGGAGUGUGUGUCUGGCUAUCAAAGCAUUAGCAGAUGUCUUCAUCUCCUUCCCUGGCCACAGAAGACUCUGUGACAUCAAAGAGGAGUUCUAUAGGAUUGCAGGUUUCCCCAAUGUCAUUGGUGCAGUGGACUGCACACACAUAGGAUAA